This is a messenger RNA of Salvelinus fontinalis (brook trout), 5306 nucleotides long. RefSeq lists its product as uncharacterized. The transcript is spliced from 19 exons. The record is from RefSeq and is a predicted model, not a curated record. Gene Ontology annotation, biological process: microtubule-based movement; mitotic spindle assembly. Gene Ontology annotation, molecular function: microtubule binding; plus-end-directed microtubule motor activity; ATP binding. Gene Ontology annotation, cellular component: nucleus; spindle microtubule. NCBI's taxonomy places the organism in Eukaryota, Metazoa, Chordata, Actinopteri, Salmoniformes, Salmonidae. Bases 1225 to 3801 code for a protein of 858 amino acids.
UAUGAAACUGGCUCAGUCAAUAUAGGACUAUUUUAUCAACACUGCAAUCACCUUUCUCAACUUGGCUGAGCCUGGUGUGGGCUUGCAGUACAGGAUGUUUAUCAAUGGUGAAUGGACUUUUAAGACCACUGAAGGGUUAUGGUGUUUACUCAAAUUUGUUGAUUGUGAAAACGAGAACCUUAAAUGCUACUGCUGAGAGGAAUUUUUAUUGGGUUGGUUAUUGGUCAUUGAUUGUGUUCCUUUUCUUACCUGUACUAGUGCAAAAUAUUUUGUGACGCACGGUCUUUAGGGGAGGAUGGGAGAGGAACCGAGAGUACGGGUACAUGUCAAUAGUUUAGUGGUCUAGAUAUGGAAAUAGGCUAGUAUGCCAGCUGGGGAGUUGCUGUCAACUGUCCGCUUAAUGUCUAAUCAGAAAAAGAAAGGAAUUUUUUACUGGGUGCCACCUAGUGGCUGGAUUAAGUCUCACAUGUUAUAGACAAGGCAUGCCUUGUAUAGUCAAUAUAGCGUGAAUGAAAUUGAUUUGAAGCCCCCACCCUGGACACAUACGGAUCUCUGGAAGGCAUGGAUAGGUAUAUACAGUAUGGCUGACAUUCUACAUAACAUAUCAGAGGGCAAGGUGGACCUAUUAACACGCUAACUCCAUAAUGGCUUUUGCCAAAUUAUAAAUCUGGUUGUCAGGGAAACGGGUAACUCAAUCUAGUUUCCCUUUCUGCUGAUAACGGUGUGAACUCCGCUCAGGCAGUUUCUUUUACGCCAGCUACAUUAGGUUAGUUUAAGCCAAACCAAUCCUUUAAAGCCCCAUUGCACAACAUCUGAUUGAAUGAACACGAAGUGUAAAAUAAUACAAGCGCUGGUUGAAAAUAAAAUCUAAACAGAACCUUCUCAGCAUGUUUGAAUGGGUGGGAAUUUCGGCUUGCCUAAUGACAUCAGCAAUUGGGGAAUGGGCCUAUAGCUAUAGUAGGGGCCAAUUUGAGAUUGUGCAAACCUUCUGAAAAGUGAUUGGUUAACCCAGGAUUCCACCUGUUCUCAAUUAAGUACUGAUUUUAACCUGAAGUUGUUUGGUCUUAUGUGGAGUUUGUUGCUUACUGAUAUUGGAAAUUCUGACUGCAAGUUAUCCUGUGUUUAGGUUCAUAUACAAUACUUCUAUUUUUUUUUUUUUUAUCAACAUUUGUUGGAGAGUAUUUUUCCUUGCUUGUAAACAAGCAAUCUAUUUCAUUCAACACUAUGGCUUCUUCCGGUCUCAUGACAACAAUCAUUGAUUUGACCCAUGAUGGCACAGUACUUGAUGCAAUGGAAUCUACAUGUAAUGAUCUCCAUGCAUGGAAUCCCCAUCGAGAUGUGCUCUCAGAACUCUCCUCUAUUGCUUCCAUGCAGAGUGAGGUGUUGGACACUGCAGAACAGCAGCAGCAGAAACACCAGCAGUUGAGGGUCUACCUAAGGGUGAGGCCCUUUUCCAAGGAUGAGAUCUCCAGCAAUGAGGACCAGGGUUGUGUGGUUCUUGAGAAUGCCAGGACCGUAAUGCUGCAUGCGCCCAAAGGCUCUGCUACCAUGAAGAGCAGUGAGAAGGGCGUUGGCCAGGCGAUACACACAUUCUCAUUCUCUCAGAUCUUUGGGCCCGAGACAAAGCAGGCAGAUCUCUUCGAAGGCACCAUCAAAAGCCAAGUUCACGAUUAUCUGGAGGGGAAGAAUGCUCUAGUCUUCAGCUAUGGUGUGACCAAUGCAGGCAAGACCCACACAAUUCAAGGAUCCCAGAAAGACCCUGGUAUUCUCCCCCAGGCGUUGGAUGUCAUCUUCAGACACAUCAAAGGGAGACAGUAUGAGAACAUGGAUCUGAAGCCAUACCUCGGUAGCGCUGCUCAGUACCUAGGGCCUGACCAGGUCCAACAGGAACGAAACACCAAAGCAGCUAUAUUUGCUCUACUCAAAGAGGAAAAUGAACCCCCACGCGUCAGUGGCGUUUCAUCCCACACGUCCUCUACUGGAAGCCUCUCCUUCUCAGUCUCCUACGAUAACACAGUUGAGUUUGUGGCUGCGCCUGGCGAUCGGGACCGGAGCCAGUUCACCCUGUGGGUGUCCUUCUACGAGAUCUACAACGAGAGCGUGUAUGACCUGCUGCAGGCGUCAACCACCUCCAAGACAAAGAGACGCACAGCCCUCCGUGUGUGUGAGGACAGUGCGGGAAACUCGUAUGUCAGAGAUCUAAAGUGGAUCAAUGUUCACAACUCCGAGGAGGCAUGCAAAAUUCUCAGAGUUGGAAAUAAAAACCGAAGUGCUGCUUCCACUAAGAUGAACCAUUCAUCAAGCAGAAGCCACAGCAUAUUUACCAUCAAAUUACUGAGAAUUGAUGGAACUGAGGUUCAAGCGAUGUCAGAACUCUCUCUGUGUGACCUGGCUGGCUCGGAAAGAUGCGGAAAAACUAAGACAUUUGGGGAAAGGCUGAAGGAAGCAGGGAACAUCAACAACUCUCUGCUCAUCCUGGGGAAAUGCAUCGCUGCCCUGCGCAGCAAUCAGAGUGACAGGAUGAAAAAUGGCUAUAUUCCCUUCAGGGAGAGCAAACUGACCCGUAUCUUCCAGUCCAUCUUCUGUGGGAAGGGCCGAGCCUCCAUGAUUGUGAACAUCAAUCAGUGUGCAUCCACAUAUGAUGAAACUCUCCAUGUCAUGAAGUUUUCUGCCAUCGCUAAGCAGGUGGUCCAGCUGAUCCCAACAAAGUGUCUAGAGUCUCUGACCCCGCGGCUGGUGGGGCGUGAUGGGAAGCCUCUACUGAAGAACGGGGUCAUCAACGACCAGGCUCUAGAGAACUACCUGUCUGAAGAAGAGCUGCUGGAUGAGGAUGAAGCAGACAUGUCCAUUUUACCCCAGGAGGAUCUGAUGAAUGUAAUUGAGAAUCUCAGGACCAAGCUCCUGGCUGAGCGACGGAAGAACUUGGUCCAGGAGAUUGACAUCCGCAAGGAGAUGGGAGACGCCAUGCUGCAGCAACUCAUGGAAAGCGAAGAACUCAGGAAUCGUCAGGUGGCUGAGCUGAAGGAGAGCUACCAGGAGAAGCUGGAGAACACAUUUGAGAUGUACAAGGAUGCCCUGAAGGACCAUGCCUACCAGAGGGCGCUGGAGCGCGUAGAGGAUGAUUACGUACCCCUUGAGGAGUUCAUCGCUGAGCAGGAGAAAGUAGAGGCACUAGAACAGAAGCUGUCUGAGAUGGAACGGAAGCUGUCUGAGAUGGAGCACAAGCUGUCAGGUUCCACAGUGGGUUCAUCUAUGGUUCCAACCAAAGAGAACUCGAGCCAGACAGAGAGCAUCUCACAACCACCACCUGUGGCUAUGCAGGAAGGGUUAACAGUCUCAGCAGGGGAUGUUCUCACAGCUGUUUCCAAAGAUGCAGAGCAACGCAAACUCCUUUUGAAAGAGAGUGCGAUGGAGAAACUCGGUGAGCAGAAAGAGCGGAUUGUGUCUUUGCAAAAAAGGAUUGCAGUUCUGAAUGAUGCACUACAUGAGGCCAGAGAACGCUUAUUUGACAAAACGUCAGAAAUAGAUACUUUACAUAAGAAGCUAGCUGACCAGUGUAAUCUCUGUUUUCAGGCACAGGAUCUGGAGAGUAUAGGUAAGAGCAGUCUGGAGAAGGACAAAGAACUGGCAUUGUUAAAAGAAGAGCUGGCCAAGCUAUCCCAGAAGUCCCCUGUCCUGCCCAAGCGGGGUUUCAUGGCCAACAUUAGGGAAUCUGUGACGUCGCCACGAACAAGCACCAUUACCAGGACACUGAGGAAAUCUGUCCGGACCACACCCUUGCUGAAAAGGCCCUUCCACUAACUACAGUCUUCCCCCGUUUUUAAAAAUGUUUAGGGCUCUUCAAUCUGUCUCGUUGAAGUGUUACAGAUUGCGUGAAAUUAAUUUCCAAUUGCUUUAAUGUGCAGUGUUUACGGUCUCUGAAAUGGAAAGGAAAUGUUUCCAAAUUGCAAUCACAAUUUAACGCUGAACUUCAGCGAUGUGGAUUGAAUAGAGCCCUUUUAUUUGUUGUUGUAAGUCUUAAAUAAAAUUCUACUGAAUAUUUCUGAUCCAUUUCAUUGGGAGACCAUAUCUGAAAGAAUAUGACAAUUUUUAUAUGGCUUUCAAGUGUAAUUUUAACUUCUCACGGAAUGCAUAAGUACAUUGCAGCUCUUUCGCUAUGUUUGAAGUUGGUUCGUCAAAGUGGAGAAAGCUGGACAUCACGUUGACAUUCAGGUGCCAUACAAAUGGUCUUUAGUCACAAGUUCUCUUCAUCUAGUACCUUUGGUCCAGGGCCUUGCACAGACCUUUGUGCUUAAACUUAACGGGCACCCCAAUUUAUUUUUAACGGAAGUCAAUCUUGUUGAGCAAUUACAAGGGGGAAAGCAUUACAACUACUUUGAACUAAAAUAAAUGCUGCACCUUAAUGACAACACAAUUCCAGUCAAUAGAGCCCCACAGUAGUCAUAUCCAUACAGCCUAGCUAUCAAACAGGAUAAUGGUUCCAGUUUUUUCCACCAUUCAUUGUUCCCAUAAGGGAUUUUAAAAACACUUAAAAUAAGAUGUUUCAUGUAGGCUGGCGUGAUAACAUGUAAAUUUCUCGGACAAGGGGACUUUAAUCAAAGAAAUUCCACAAAUUAAGGCACUCUUAAUUGAAAUGCAUUCCAGGUGACUACCUCAAACGCCAAGGGUGGCUACUUUGACUUGUUUAACACUGUGUGGGGGUUACUACUUGAUUCCAUGUUUUAUUUUAGGUUAUCUACACUAUUAUUCUACAAUGAAAAAAAAAGAAACCCUGGAAUGGGAGGUGUAAACUUUUGACUUGUACUGUAUAUAAAAAGUUUAUAGAUCUGACUUAUAUGUAACUUUUCUAAAAUGUACCUCAAUCAUUUUGUUCGAGUGAAAAAGUUGAUUUAGUUGCAAGACUAGGCAUCCAGGGAAAAUGUUUAGAGAAAAACAGGUGACCGUUUCUGUGAGAAUUACAGGAGGGGGCGUUUACCCCCAAGUUAACCUAUACAGUGCCGUCAAAGUAUUCACACCCCUUGACUUAAUACAUCUGAAUUCAAAAUGGAAUGUCUUUUCUCACCCAUCUACAACCAAUACCCCAUAAUGACAGUGAAAACAUGUUUUAAAGUCCCCUUUGGCCUCGUGAAAUCCCUGAGCGGUUUCCUUCCUAUCUGGCAACUGAGUUAGGACGCCUGUAUCUUUGUAGUGACUGGGUGUAUUGAUAAACCAUUCAAAGUGUAAUUAAUAACCAUACUCUAAGAUAUAUUCAAUGUCUGCUUUUUAUUUUAUUACCCAUCUACCGAUAGGUGCCCUUUGCGGUUGAA